Molecule: messenger RNA, 9711 nt
Organism: Cuculus canorus (common cuckoo)
Lineage: Eukaryota; Metazoa; Chordata; Aves; Cuculiformes; Cuculidae
Gene: UNC5C
Product: unc-5 netrin receptor C
Exons: 17
Coding region: 283-3132 (949 amino acids)
Biological process (GO): netrin-activated signaling pathway
Cellular component (GO): membrane
Molecular function (GO): protein binding; netrin receptor activity
Source: RefSeq, a predicted model, not a curated record
UCUGGGUCGGCUCCUCGCUCCUGCUCGCAUUUUAUCGCAGGCGGCCGGCACAGCCCCCUUCUCUCCCUCCGUCCCCCGCCCACAGCCGGGGUGGAGGCAGCCGGAGCGGACGGCAUCGCUCCGCCGGGCUCCGCGCCUCUCCGCGCCCCUCCGCGGGGCCAUGCAGCGCCCCUGCCGCCCCGCCGCAGCCUGAGCGCCCCGCGGGGGCUCCGCCCGGCGUGGGACGGGGCUGCCGGAGGCACCCGAGAGCUCGGCGCGACUCCCUCGCUCGCCGCCCCGACCAUGGGGAAGGGACUGGAGGGGACGGCGGCCCGCUGCGGGCUGGGACUGGGAUACCUGCUGCAGACCGUGGUGCUCCCCGCCCUGGCCAUCCUGGGCGCCAGCCGCCCCGGCUCCGCGGCGCAAGAUGAUGAUUUUUUUCAUGAACUUCCAGAAACUUUUCCAUCUGAUCCUCCAGAGCCAUUGCCUCACUUCCUUAUCGAACCCGAAGAGGCUUACAUUGUGAAGAAUAAGCCCGUGAAUCUGUACUGUAAAGCAAGCCCAGCCACGCAGAUCUAUUUUAAGUGCAACAGCGAAUGGGUUCAUCAGAAGGACCAUGUGGUGGAUGAGAGAGUAGAUGAAACCUCUGGUCUGAUUGUCCGGGAGGUAAGCAUUGAGAUUUCCCGCCAGCAAGUUGAAGAACUGUUUGGGCCUGAAGAUUACUGGUGCCAGUGCGUCGCCUGGAGCUCUGCAGGCACCACCAAGAGCCGGAAAGCCUACGUCCGCAUUGCAUAUCUACGGAAAACUUUUGAGCAAGAGCCCUUGGGGAAAGAAGUCUCAUUGGAACAAGAAGUCUUGCUCCAGUGCCGUCCCCCUGAAGGCAUUCCGGUAGCUGAGGUUGAAUGGCUGAAGAAUGAAGAGGUGAUAGAUCCAGUGGAAGAUCGAAAUUUUUACAUCACCAUUGAUCACAACUUGAUCAUCAAGCAAGCUCGGCUUUCUGACACAGCCAACUACACUUGUGUCGCCAAAAACAUUGUGGCCAAAAGGAAAAGUACCACUGCAACUGUGAUUGUCUAUGUGAACGGAGGCUGGUCUACCUGGACUGAGUGGUCAGUGUGUAACAGCCGGUGCGGCAGAGGCUUUCAGAAGCGUACGAGGACAUGCACCAAUCCUGCCCCACUCAAUGGUGGUGCUUUCUGUGAGGGCCAGAGCGUCCAGAAAAUAGCCUGCACCACUCUCUGUCCAGUGGAUGGCAAGUGGACAUCCUGGAGCAAGUGGUCCACUUGUGGCACAGAGUGUACCCACUGGCGCCGAAGGGAGUGCACGGCCCCGGCACCGAAGAAUGGGGGGAAAGACUGUGAGGGGCUGGUGCUGCAGUCCAAAAACUGCACCGACGGUCUCUGCAUGCAGGGUUUCAUUUAUCCUAUUUCAACUGAACAGAGAACCCAGAAUGAAUAUGGAUAUUCUUCUGCUCCUGAUUCAGAUGAUGUUGCUCUCUACGUCGGGAUCGUCAUAGCCGUGAUCGUUUGCUUGGCCAUUUCCGUGGUUGUGGCCCUGUUUGUCUAUCGCAAGAACCACCGUGACUUCGAGUCAGAUAUUAUCGACUCCUCAGCACUGAAUGGCGGAUUUCAGCCUGUUAACAUUAAGGCUGCAAGGCAAGAUCUCUUGGCGGUACCACCAGACCUCACUUCUGCUGCAGCCAUGUACAGGGGUCCUGUUUAUGCCUUGCAUGAUGUCUCUGAUAAAAUCCCAAUGACCAAUUCUCCUAUCGUGGACCCACUGCCCAACCUGAAAAUCAAGGUUUUUAACACUGCUGGUGCAGUCACUCCCCAGGAUGACCUCUCUGACUUCUCCUCCAAGCUGUCCCCACAGAUUACACAGUCUCUGCUGGAGAAUGAGACCCUGAACAUGAAAAACCAGAGCCUUGCUCGGCAAACAGACCCAUCAUGCACUGCAUUUGGGACCUUCAACUCUUUAGGAGGUCACCUAGUAAUUCCCAAUUCAGGAGUAAGCUUGCUGAUCCCUGCAGGGGCCGUUCCACAAGGGAGAGUCUAUGAAAUGUAUGUGACAGUUCACAGGAAGGAAAAUAUGAGGCCACCUGUAGAAGACAGCCAAACCCUGCUGACACCGGUAGUGAGCUGUGGCCCACCAGGAGCACUGCUAACCCGGCCCGUCAUUUUAACUAUGCACCACUGUGCAGAACCAAACACAGAGGACUGGCAAAUCCAGCUGAAGCACCAGGCUCCCCAAGGACCAUGGGAGGAUGUGGUGGUGGUUGGGGAGGAAAACUUCACCACGCCAUGCUAUAUCCAGCUGGACCCAGAGGCUUGCCAUAUCCUGACAGAAACCCUCAGCACAUAUGCCUUGGUGGGACAGUCAAUCACCAAAGCAGCAGCCAAACGUCUCAAGCUGGCCAUCUUUGGACCACUGUCUUGCUCUUCGCUGGAGUACAGCAUCCGGGUCUACUGCCUCGAUGACACGCAGGAUGCCCUUAAGGAGGUCCUCCAGCUUGAGCAGCAGAUGGGUGGGCAGCUUUUGGAGGAACCCAAAGCUUUGCAUUUUAAAGGAAGCACCCAUAACCUCCGCCUGUCCAUUCAUGACAUUGCCCAUUCUCUCUGGAAGAGCAAACUGCUGGCUAAAUAUCAGGAGAUUCCCUUUUACCACAUCUGGAGCGGAUGCCAGAGGAACCUGCACUGCACCUUCACGCUGGAAAGGUUCAGCCUGAAUACCGUGGAGCUGGUAUGCAAACUCUGCGUGCGGCAGGUCGAAGGAGAAGGGCAGAUCUUUCAGCUCAAUUGCUCUGUCUCAGAGGAACCUACUGGCAUUGAGUAUCCUAUGGACUCAGCAGGCACCGUCACCACCAUAGUAGGGCCCAGCGCUUUCAGCAUCCCCCUCCCGAUAAGGCAGAAGCUGUGCAGCAGCCUGGAUGCACCCCAGACCAGGGGCCACGACUGGCGGAUGCUGGCCCACAAGCUGAAACUGGACAGGUACCUAAAUUAUUUUGCUACAAAAUCAAGUCCCACCGGGGUGAUUCUAGAUCUCUGGGAAGCCCAAAAUUUCCCUGAUGGCAACCUAAGCAUGCUGGCAGCAGUUCUUGAAGAAAUGGGAAGACACGAAACUGUUGUUUCUUUGGCAGCAGAAGGAAAUUACUGAUGCAGCCUUGGUGUGAACAGGAAGGACAGACGCAGGGGGUGGUAGUGCCCUGUUAUUACAAAUGAGAAUUGAAAUGAAAAAACAGACCAAUGAGUUACACAAGAGACAUUUCAGAGAAGCAAGCAAGCAAAGAAAAAAGAAAAGAAAAAACAGCCCUGACCUUCAGACAUGCUUUCCUUGUACAUUAUCACAGGAUCUAAAAGAAAUCAUGCAAAGUUGUACCUUGAAAAUACAAAUCAACCUAAUGUUCCUCUCGGCUUGGCUGUACACUGCUUGGUACAGGAUUUUACAGUUUCCUAGGAAACGCUUUUUAUUGCUAUCCAGAUAUAUGGAUAAACUUUCUUAACAAUCCCAGUUUCUAUGGAUGUUGUUUACAUCAGAUUCUGGACAGGGGUAAGGAGACUGUCCAUGGCUCUUUAUAUUUUUUGUUUAAAGCCAUUCUAGACAAGGCUAUGGACAGUUGAUUGUGGCUAUUUCAGCUUAUUGGUUUCUGGUGAAUUUAGAUUUUUGGCUACAAUUCUGCACAUUGAUUGUCUCACAAUGAUCCUCCUGUCAUUGUUCUGUUUCCUAGACCUACCUGUAAAAAAAAAAGAAAAACCAAGAAAAUCAGUGUUUUAAAAGGUAUGCAUCUGGAAAGCAGGUACUCUGGGUGCUAAGCAGGAACACACUUAACAUCUCCUUCCUUCCCCAAGGCAGUCCCACUGAACAUGUGUGGAAAACAGCUGUAGGACAGUGGGGAACACGGGGUUGGAGUUAAUGUUCAAUUCACAAUGUAACAACAACCUUUCCACCCCUUUGCGUUUUGCCAGAUAUGCAAUUCAGAGUGGUUAGGUGGAAAAAAAGAAACCCAGAAAAGAAUAAAAAAGAAAAGUUGCUAUAAGAAUUAUUUACUAAUUAGUAUAUAGUGCAAGGAUUAUAAUUAUAAUUAUUAUUAUUAUUAUUAUUACCAUUAUUACUUUAUUUCUAAUUUUGUCAGCACCAGAAUGAAUCAUUCCUGGUUUUAUGGAACCUGUUGUCCCUUUUCUGAAGGUCUUCUCAGACACAUCCCUGUGUAUGGUCUCUGUUUUUCCCUUCUCCAGCCAUCAUACUCCACUUCCAAAGUGCUCUGCUAGCCCACAAGGGUUGCUCACCUUGAGUUAGCAUUGCUGUGCUUCAUGCCCGGUGCAAAUGGGGUAUAAACUGGUGACGUGCCACUGAAGCCACUAUUCCACACCCACCAAGGAUCCAAGCCAGCACCCUUUCCUGGAAUGUUUUGCACCACCUCUGUGUUUCCACAUGGCUUCAAGAAACAAUCCUGUCUCAUGGUGGCUAUUGAACCAGUGAUGGCCUUCCAGUUCAAGUACACUUAGCCCACUGGUUCGGGAGCAUGGGUGCAAGCACGUAGAGGCAAUGACACUGACCACCUGACUUGUGUGUCCAAGGUGGGCCUCCAUAUGUCUUGUUUUGCUUUGAAGCAGUCUGGGAGCCAGCCACUCCCAUUAGCUUCCUAUGGAGCCACAGGUACUCACUCUAACUGCAGCUGACCUCUUCCCAUAAUGUUUGUGCUGAUCGGGGCUACUGGGAGUCAUCUGACAGGUCAUUUCUGGGUGACAUGAACUCAGCAGGUCUCUGCUGCUCUUCCCGAGCUUGCCGCAGCUAGGGAAACCUCUGCUGCACAAGCUGAUGUAGGGUGGUGGAGUCGUGAAAUGGAAAUCCCAUGCUCUGCAGUUUGCUGCCUGCGUUGCACUCCCUCCACUGCCUGGACAGGGCAGGGCAUGUGCUCACUGCCUGAGGGGAUGUUUGUCGCUCUUGGCCACAUCAGUCUUGGCCGCCACCAAUGGGUAGAGUAGGAACUUGACAAAAGAAGUGCACUUUUUCUUACUCUUUCAGUUAUCACUGCAAACAUCUUUUAUUUUCUGCUCAGUGAAAAGACUGACUUUUUGGUACGUGACAGCACAUGAGAUCGCAGUAGUUUUGCUGCCAGGCUUGUCUUCCUGCAAAGAAGGCUUUCUUACUCAGCCCAUUUGCUCCAGAAUGCCAGCCAAGCUCUGGUUAUUGCUGUUGUACACACACACAUGCCCCUGCUCACGCUCAUAUUCCCACUUCAUCUGCUUCCCAAGACUAGAGUUGUUCAGUUUUCUUUUGUGUUUCUGGGUUUGUUUUUUUUCCCCCUAAGGCUUUCCAGAUUGUGCCUUUAAAGGUAACUUUGAAAAUGUCAUUGGUCAAAAUGAAAGGAAAAUUUCCUCUGACCUUUUUCCCAUUUGACAUUUGCAUAGGCUUGGGACUUUUUGGGUUUAAUUUCUCAGCUCCCUGACACUGACAGGGUUUUGAUUGGCUGAUGGGCAGUGAUCACAAAGCAUUCCCUUCCUCAUAAAAGGUAACCCAGCAGUUUGCAAACCAGCAUUUCAGUGAAAAUCAGACCAGACAUUUUGAAUUUCAACACCUGCCUGCAUUUUGCCUCUGUAAGCUCUGCCUUCUCUGAAUGUGGAGAUACCAAGGGUGUAGUUUCCACAAACAACUACAUCUUUUUUUCACCUUGGGCAUUUGAUACAGCCCAUUGCAAUGCUGAUGGAAACCUUGCUUUCAACUUCAGGAGAUUUCAACUGGGACUUAUAGCUCUGCCCUUUCCCUACUUUUUUUUUUUUUUUUUUACUCACCUUGGAGCUCUAAAAGGGCUCUCAAAAGAUAGGUCUCAGCUUUUCUCUCUCCUGUGCUACCUUCAGGUGUAAUCAGUUGUACUUAGUUCAUGUUUUGCAUCCUUCUUGCAUGACUUCUUCCAAGGCAGGUGCAUGAGCUGAACUGUCCUUUGGCCCCUUCCCCUGUUUGGCUCGGUCUUUGCUAGGUUUUUGGUACUUCAGGCUUUUGGGUUUUGCUUGGUGGGCAGCAUGUGCACCCUUCUCAGAGGGACCUUGCCGAAAGUGUCUUGUAGUUAUUGGUAUCGCUACAAGGCGAUGCCCCUUUUGCGAGCUCUUUGACCUACUUCCUGAUGCCUCCUUCAAGAGAAAAGAGAUGAGCAACUGUCUUAAAAUAUUCUGGGACAUUGUCCUUUUGCAGAGUCACUGUAAGGAGGGUUUAUUGAGGGGAAAAGACAUGCUCUGAUUAAGAUGAGCAUCCACAGAGGUAGAUGACAGUCAAGAACAUAAAAUCAUAGAAUAGUUAGGGUUGGAAGCGACCUUAAAGAUCAUCUCGUUCCAACCCCCCUGCCAUGGGCGGGGAAGCUUUGCUAGGAAGUGGAGUUGCUCUUCUUCCAUCCCCACUGCUCAGAAAAUUUCCCUUGCCUACUGCAAUCACAGGCUGGAUGUUUUUUCCACCCCCUGCUCCAUCAGCUUUUGCAGGGGCCCAAUGUGGUGCCAUGCAAGCUGUCCCAGCUCUGAAUGGGCAGGGAGAAGUUGCUAGGGAUGGGGACAUUUUCUGUGCAGAUUCACACCUCAUCCCAGGAGCUCCAUGCUCAUGCUUCGCUCACCCCUGCUAGUGGCAGCUCUCACCUCACUUGAUGCCCUCCCUGCAUUAAUUUUGCUCAGUUAUUUUCUUUUUUUUUUUUUUUGGGGGGGGUACCAUGCAAUGAGGGCAAGCAGCUGGGGAGAGGGCUCUGGGACGGGCCAGUGGUAAGCACUCCUCAGCAUCCCCAUCCUAAUACCCCAAGGAGGGAGGGUGGGAAGCAAGGGUAGCCAGAUCCACUCACGAUAUUAUUUUUGUUGGGAGAAAACCCAGCAGCGGUUCCUCCACCUGGAUUGCGUGGACACAGUGCCAUCUCGUGGGACUGAGCCCCAGCUCCAACCCACCACUGCUGCAUCAGCAACAGUGCCUGGGAAAAGGCUUUCCCAUGGGGCAGCUCUUGAAAAUGGCAAAUAAUUUUGGCAGGCAGCAAUUAAUCUUAAAAGUUUUUGUAAUAUUUGAUGUCAGGUAAGCACAUCUGCUUUGAAAAGAAAAAUGGCUGCAGGCUUCUUAUCCUCCAGUUAUUACUGAUUUUUCAAAUGCUUAUCCUUUUAAUUGUCCACUUGCAGCUAUGUGCUUUAGCAGUUUUGCUGCUCUUCACAUCAUCUCUUCAUUACAUGCUGAUCACUAGUGUUAUAAAUAAUAUAUAUAUAAAAUAUCUACUGACUUCAAGGAAAACCUGUAAUUUCUGAGUAAGAAACACUAUUGGAGGCAGUCUUUUUUCACCUGAUUUUUAUUUUUAAGUUCUUCUUGUAAAGGUGGCUGUCAGUGUAUAUAUCGGGUAAGUUUGGGGGUUUUUUUCCAAAUUUUCUGGUCACACUGUAUCUCACUAAAUAGUACGAGAUCUAAGUGCUGUUUUACAGACUCAAAAGUUUUGAGGCAUUGAGGGGCUCUUCAGUCAAGAUUUGCUUCCAUGGGAGACCAAGACUCUUUCAUAGCACUGACAGAAAUGCAGACACUCAUAAGACAUGGUGGAGUUUGGGAUGCCCACAGAGCAAAACAUGUCUGUUCCUUGGGUUUCUUGCUAUUUCUGUUGCGUACAUAUAGAAUAAAUGUAUUUACAUGGUGUAAACCUGUCAUUGUAGACAGCGUCCUAAUGUCUUGUAUUGCUACCUACAAUAAUUUCUUUUUUGUUCUCUUUUUCUUCUUGUUUUGGAGGGUGGGGGGUGUAGGGAAGAGGGUGGGGGAGGGGCCUAGAUCGUUGUAUGCUCUAGCCGCGUAGUUACCACAGCUCUGAGGUUAAUCUUAAACAAGAUGAUACUGUUGAGGUUGCAUUUUUUUAAUCUUGUGUGCAGGGCACUUGCAAACUGUCUUACUGAGUGUUCAGAUGUUAUUUCAGGUAUUACUGCGCUCUCAUCUGGCCAUGAAGUAACUAAUUGCUUGCAGGCUGGCUUGCUUAAUAUCAGAUGGUGCGAAGAUGCAAGUGGUUUGUGAAUGAAAAGCAAACCUUUGGCCCUUCUCCCACAAGGACUCCAAUGAGAUAUUGACUUUGGAGUCACCACUGCAAUCCAUUCCUAGCUUGUAUGUGAAACUUUUGAGUUCAUCAAAAGAGCUGCGCUGCAGAUUUUUUUAAUGCUGAAGCAUGUAUCUCAGACACCCUUUGAAGUGGGAAUUUUACAGAAAUGCAAAGUGAGUGAGUGUGUGUGGAUACACAUACAGACAGAGAGGAGAAAAUAAAGGACACCUACUGCUGGAGGCUUUUAGCUCUGAUGUUAGUUGUGGGCGUCCUCUUAUGAUAAAAUUUUGCUUGGGAAGGUGAAGGUCAAAAUUCAGUGCUGUAUCAUCACUGCAAGGUCAAACAGGCAGUACAUCAAGAGCCAGCUGAGUAAAAUCUGGCAAAGAACUAGAAUUGGACUUGAACCAAACCCACAGAAAUGAGCCCUCAAGUUUUGUAGGUCAAGCUCCUCGCUUGAAACAGGAGCAUUUAGUUUGUUUACUUACUUGUCCUUUAAGCUUGGCACCUGCUCCCUGAAAUUUGAAAAUCCUUUUACCUGAAAGUACUUUGAUAAGCUCUGCCUGUACAAAAAAAAAAGCAAUGAUAAUCCAGAGUUUUUACAAACCUCUAUCACUGAAUAGGUAUUUCACAUUUCCUGUGAUGGUGGUUAAAUGUACUUAAUAGUGGUUCAAUCUCCUCAACUGUUUACAAAGAAGUUAAUUGCUGUGUGUGCUCUACCCUGGGCCUGCCCUUUUCUCCAAAAGCAUCCCAUGCCAUGGCACGCAAGUAACUGCUAGGUGCCAGUGAAGGGGCAGGAUGUAAUCAGGCAGGGCCCUCCUGCAAUGGUGAGGUGUUGGCACUCUGGUCUCCAGCUGCCAGCUUGCAGCUGGUGGCACAAUAGCCCCUAGAUGAGAAAAGUGUGUGCAGCCCCCAGAGCUUCUUUGGCUGCUGCCAGCUGGCUCUUGCUACAGCUUACCAGUAAAUUUGGGAGCUUAAAUGAUAUGAAUAAAAAGUGAAAUCAGUCUGGAAAGUAAAUAAAAUUAGGAAGAAGGAGAAGUAAAACACUUUUCUCCCAUUGUUCUUGCAAGGCACCUUGCAAAAACACCCCUCAAGCCAUGAGCCAAUAACAUACUCUAAUGCAGGGUAUGUAACACAGCUGAGAUAGAGAAGUCAUGGCAUUACCUGACAUUCCUAUUUUGGCACAUCUGUGUGGUAAACUGUUUUGCUAACGCGUGUUCUGUCUGUUAAUGUUGAAGAGUAAAAAAAAAUAAGUUAAUACAGCACCUUUGGUACCUUUUCAAAGCAAAGAGCGAGUGUCCAUAGGAAAUGAAACGUCUCUGCAACCCUGGCUAAGAAGGUGUAUCACAUUUCCCCCUCCUCUUCCCAUGUCUCAGCUCUGCCAGGGUUCAUGGGAUUUGUUUUCUUUGUUAUUCAGGUCUGGAGAAGUAUUUUGGUUUUGAUUUCCCUAUUGCUGUAUCUUCUAUGCAAUUCCUUUUCUAAAGACUGACUUACUACCAGAGAAGUGCUAGCCAUUGCAUUAUUUGUAUUGCUGUACAGUGGAGGUGUGGUUUACUAGUACUGAGUGUGCCUCUUACCCCCCUCCCUUUUUCUCCUUCCCUCUGUUUGUAAAUGCCUGCAUUUAUUCUGUCAGCCUGACAUGUACAAAGUGUAAGAAAGAAUUUUUAAACAGGUAAUAAAUUAUAUUUAUAAGCAACUGAAAAAAAAAAAAA